Rattus rattus (black rat) is the source of this 1403-nucleotide messenger RNA. It is a transcript of the gene Dap3, whose product is annotated as death associated protein 3. Gene Ontology annotation, molecular function: structural constituent of ribosome. The transcript has 12 exons. Gene Ontology annotation, biological process: apoptotic process. Gene Ontology annotation, cellular component: mitochondrial small ribosomal subunit; mitochondrial ribosome. The record is from RefSeq and is a predicted model, not a curated record. NCBI's taxonomy places the organism in Eukaryota, Metazoa, Chordata, Mammalia, Rodentia, Muridae. Bases 1 to 1176 code for a protein of 391 amino acids.
AUGCCUCCUUACACCGCACCACCCCCAAAACCCCCAAAAAAGUCGGACCCGAGGCGUUUUUUGCACGUGAGUGUCCAAGCACCUCAGAACAAUCAGGUUCCAGCUGAGCGUCCGAGAGCUGUUUCCCGCACCAGUGACAGUGACCCAGCUAAGCACGGGGAGCAGCAUGAGGGUCAGCACUACAGCAUCCCCCCGCAGGAUCUGAAGACGGUGUUUCCUCACGGCCUGCCUCCUCGAUACGCAAUGCAGGUGAAGACUUUUGGUGAAGCUUGUCUGAUGGUUAGGAAGCCAGCUCUCGAGCUUCUGGGCUACCUGAAAAAUACCAAUUUUGCUCAUCCAGCUGUACGAUAUCUUCUCUAUGGAGAGAAGGGGACAGGAAAGACCCUCAGUCUCUGUCAUGCUGUUCAUUUCUGUGCAAAAAGUGACUGGCUGAUUCUGCACAUCCCAGAUGCUCAUCUUUGGGUAAAAAACUGCGGGGAGCUGCUACAGUCCACUUACAACAAACAGCGCUUUGAUCAACCCUUAGAGGCCUCUACCUGGCUGAAGAAUUUCAAAACUACCAACGAGCGCUUUCUGGGUCAGAUAAAAGUUCAAGAGAAGUAUGUUUGGAAUAAGAGAGAAAGCACUGAGAAAGGCAGUCCUCUGGGAGAAGUUGUCGAACAGGGCCUAACGCGAGUGAGAAACGCCACUGACGCUGUUGGGGUUGUGCUGAAGGAGCUGAAGACGCAGAGCUCCCUAGGACUCUUUCACCUCCUGGUGGCUGUGGAUGGAGUCAACGCCCUCUGGGGAAGGACCACGCUGAAAAGAGAAGAUAGAACCUUGAUUGCCCCGGAGGAACUCGCCCUUGUCCACAACCUAAGAAAAAUGGUGAAAAAUGACUGGCACGGAGGAGCAAUUGUGCUGAGCUUGAGCCAAACCGGGUCUCUCUUCAAGUCCAGAACAGCCUAUUUGCCGCAUGAGCUGCUGGGAAAGGAAGGAUUUAAUGCCCUGGAGCCUUUUCUUCCCAUCCUCAUUUCCAACUAUAAUCCAAAGGAAUUUGAAAGUUCCUUUCAGUAUUACUUGGAGAACAACUGGCUUCAGCAUGAGAAAGCUUCAACAGAAGAAGGGAGGAAGGAGCUGAAGUUCCUGAGUAACUGCAACCCUGAGCAGCUGGAGCGGCUCUGCGCCUCACUGUGAGCGGACACGGAGCGGCGAGCCGGGAAGACGCCUUCCUUCCACUGCCUCACAGGAGGGAGGCCCACGGUUCCAAGCCAAGCAGCCCGAUGGCACUGACGGACGUGUGACAAUGGGAUGUCUGGUUGUCCUACAAGGAAUACCAGUUUUCUGUUAGGAUUUUUCUAUUAAAAGUAGAUCUGUUUCUAAGUAUUGUAUUAGAUUUGCCAUAAGGAAAGUUCUACACUGGC